AUGUUAGACUAUGAUCGUUCGUUGUUAAAAAAUGUUGCUAUUUCAGUAGCAACAUUAUCACUUACAAUUUACACCACUUAUAAACUAACUAAAUCAUAUUAUCAAGGAAAACCACCAAGGCCUAAAGAUGGGGUUGAGGAAUUAAUCGGAAAUACACCUAUGGUAAAAAUAAGAUCAUUGUCUAAAAAAACAGGGUGUGAAAUAUACGCGAAAUUAGAACUAUCCAAUCCCGGUGGUAGUGCCAAAGAUAGAGUUGCUUUAAAUAUCAUUGAGAAUGGGGAGGCACUUGGCUACUUAAAGAGAGGAGAAUUGGGUUAUGUUUUUGAAGGCACUAGUGGUUCCACUGGGAUUAGUAUUGCAAUGAUAUGCAAUUCUUUAGGGUAUAAAUCCCACAUUUCGUUACCAGACGACACUUCUUUAGAAAAAUUGUCCUUACUAGAAAGUUUGGGCGCAGAAAUAAAUAAAGUUAAACCUGCAAGUAUAGUUGAUCCUGACCAGUAUGUCAAUGCUUCAAAAAAAAAAUGUAAAGAGUUGACCAAAACGAAUAGAGGCAUAUUUGCUGAUCAAUUUGAAAAUACAGCUAAUUGGGAAAUCCAUUAUAAAACCACGGGACCGGAGAUUUGGGACCAAAUGGAUCAUAAAAUCGAUGGGUUUGUUGCAGGGUGCGGCACUGGAGGUACUAUUGGCGGAUGCUCUAAAUAUCUAAAGGAAAAAACUAAUAACAAAAUCCUAACAUGCUUAGCAGAUCCACAAGGUUCCGGAUUUUACAACAGAAUUAAUUAUGGGGUGAUGUAUGAUAAUGUGGAGAGGGAAGGUUCAAGAAGAAGACAUCAAGUUGAUACUAUAAUAGAAGGAAUAGGAUUGAACAGGAUUACUACAAAUUUUGCACUAAAUGAAAAGUAUAUAGAUUUAAGUUUUAGAGUUAGUGAUACUCAAGCAAUUAAAAUGGCGAAAUAUUUGUCUGUGAAUGAUGGAUUAUUUGUUGGUAGUAGCACCGCUAUUAAUGCUGUUGCCGCUGUAGAAUUAGCAAAGAUUUUAGGACGCGGUUCUCGAAUUGUGAUUAUUGCUUGUGAUAGUGGCAGUAGACAUUUAAGUAAAUUUUGGAAAGAGGCAUUAACCAUAAACAGCAAUAUUACUUUAGAGGAAAUUGUUUAA
Molecule: messenger RNA, 1155 nt
Organism: Saccharomycodes ludwigii
Lineage: Eukaryota; Fungi; Ascomycota; Saccharomycetes; Saccharomycodales; Saccharomycodaceae
Gene: MCY1
Product: putative cysteine synthase
Exons: 1
Coding region: 1-1155 (384 amino acids)
Cellular component (GO): cytoplasm
Molecular function (GO): cysteine synthase activity
Source: RefSeq, a predicted model, not a curated record